Mauremys mutica (yellowpond turtle) is the source of this 2752-nucleotide messenger RNA. RefSeq names its product C-type lectin domain family 2 member D-like. The transcript is spliced from 6 exons. The coding region runs from base 196 to 792 and encodes 198 amino acids. The record is from RefSeq and is a predicted model, not a curated record. Lineage: Eukaryota; Metazoa; Chordata; Testudines; Geoemydidae.
UCCCUGGAAGCAGGUCCCGGGUCAGGCGGCGCAGCAGCGUCUCCCCUCAGCAGUGUUAUGAGAGCCGCCGCGUGCCAGCCUCGUGGGGAGCCAUGAAUCUCUCCAGCCGACCGGGACUGAAUCCCCGCGCCGGGUAUAGCGAGAAAGGAGGAGCCCAGCGCGUGCCCGCGUGUCCCACUGAGACGAGAGGAAAGAAUGGAUCCCGCUGGGACGACACCAUGGCUGGAGGUUUAUCCUGAGAUCCCUGGAAACCCCGAGAGCGGAGCGGAGCCAGGUAAUGGCCGUAGCUGCAGGCUCAGGAAACGUGCCACAUGUACAGUCGCAGUGAGCAUUGUACUUGUCCUUCUGGUUGUUGCUGUUGUUGCUCUGGCAGUGCAGGUACUUCAACCGCAGCCCCAGUUCAUGGCCUGGUGCCCAGACGGCUGGCUCGGAUACCAAGGGAAAUGUUACUAUUUCUCCAAGGCUGAAGAGAACUGGAACAACAGCCAGAGAUGCUGCUCUGCGCUCGGUGCUUCCCUGGCUGGGAUUGACAGCGAGCAGGAUCUGGCUUUCAUAAUGCGAUACAAAGGUGUCUCCGAGCACUGGAUUGGCCUCUGGAGAGAGCAGGAGGGGCAGCCCUGGAAAUGGGUGAAUGGCUCUGAUCUGAACAGCAGGCUUCUAAUAAGGGGAGGAGGUAACUGCGUGUACCUGAAUAACAAGAGCAUUAACUCUUCAAGCUGCAUCGCUGGGAGAAAUUGGGUCUGCAGCAAACCCAAUGCGUAUACAGCCAGAAAAGUGCUUAAGAAACCUUGACAAAGAGAAACUGCCUCUCGCACAACUUGUCUACAGCCAAGUUUAUAAACAAGGGCUAAAGAAUAAAAUAGCAACAUUUCCAGUGGAUGCUGGAUUAUUAGGUUAAUCAAACUGAAAAACAACAGGAGGAAACUUCAGCAGGAUCAAGCCACAUGAGAGGAAUGGGCCACCCACUGACAAAUGAAAUACAGUGUGACAAAUACUCAUCCAUCUUCCUAGGUCCAAAUGCAAUUGCAACAGCUCAGGAGAAGGAGCCAGGGUGAACUGCUGAUCCCAUUGAAAUCUAUGUGCAUUUUCCCAUUAAGUUCAAGGAGCGUCAAUUCCAGGGUGUCAUUGUCGAUCGCCCAGUGCAGACCUUGGCUGAGUGUGCAGCAGCUGACAACAAAGCAAACAAGAUGUUGGGUUAUAUUAGGAACACAGUAGGUGAUGAUACAGAAAAUGCUCUGAUGUCAUUAUAUGAACCAAAGGGACACCUGAUGCAGAACACCGUGUGCAGUACGGGUCACCCGUCUCCAAAAGGACGCUGCAGAGCUAGAGGAGGUUCAGAGACUGGUAAGAAGAAUGAUGGGAGGCCAGGUGGGACUUUUAUGGGUUGAGAUUGGAGCUGUUCUUGUCGGAGAAUAAGGGGACGUGAACAAGGGGAGAAAAACUGGGAUGGGAAAGAUGGAUUGGGGUGCUGCUAUUCAAUCCAUGUCUUCAUACAACAACAAUGGGAACACUUAACAAAAUUGAAAAUCAGCAAAUUUGAAAGUGAUCAAAGGACCUAUGUUUUUGCACAACACACAAUUAGCCUGUGGAACUCACUGCUACAAGAUGUCGUUGAAGCCAAGAGCUUGGCAGGAUUUGUUUUUUAAAGGACAGGGGCAUUAGAUACUGUUGUUCAUACAAAAGAGGAAAUGAACAGGAGUUUGGGAAGGGAUCCAAACCUCCUCUCUUCGGGGCAUGAACCACCAUCUAAGUAAUGAAGAUCAGGAAGAAACUUCUCCAUUUGGUUGGUUAUUCCAUCACUGUCCACUAGGGGGUCUCUUGACCUGUGUUCUGAAGCUGCUGGUGUGGGCCGGAAAUGCACUACUACACCUCCUGAAUUCGUCUUGCAGUUACUAUGUAAAUUGCCUCUACCCCAGUGACCUCGCCCUUUAAUAACCCAUGGCUCUUCCUGAGCCAAAGACGAGUCCUGCAGCUUUUAGAAAUGAAUUCUUGUUAGUUUUGCUUCCUGGGGCAGGACACACCCACACACCCACCCCGGGCUGUGUGGAUUUUUGCCAAGCAGUGCAGCUGGAUAGCAGCAGAUGUUCAGGAUAUCCUGAACCAACCUUCCAGCCCUGGGGCUCCUUUUCAGUGGAGCAAUUUCCCUGCUGGAGCUGCCCAGUGCUUGGGAAGCAUUUAAGAGGGUGCUCCUAGGCUCCAUGGUAGAUUAUGCAACAUAGAAUUUCUUCAUUUGAUCUCAUUUAGCUUGUUUAUUAUUAGGAUGACAGAUCUAAAUAGCUGAUAAGUCAGCUACCUUCUCUCCUGCCUUCUCCAAAAGGGGGUGCGGACAGGGGGCUUUGACACUAUUAAUACAGCCCAGAGAAAUGGGAAACUGGCCUGACUGAACUCACUUGGGCCACUUCUCUUAGGAUUCAGAGUUUAAAUCCUUUGGACAAAGGAUCCAGCCAUGAAAAAGCCACAGGUUGCAGUGUCAUGAAUGUCUCCCAGCUGCAAUGCUACUUUACAUUGUAGCUGUCAUGAGUAGAGAUGAGGGGAGAGAAGUAAUUUGUGUUGUCUGUGCUCUAUUUUUAUACAAUUCUCCUUUCUUUGAGGAUUAUCUCCAGCUGGGAUUCAGGUGACAGCCAGUCUGUUUAUCAUAUUGCCUCUAUAUAAAUCCAUGGUACGUGCAUACCUUGAAUAGUGUGUGCAGAUCUAGUCACCCAUCCUAAAAAAUAUAUAUUGGAAUUUGAAAAGGUACAGAGGUGGGCAACUA